Molecule: messenger RNA, 3676 nt
Organism: Daphnia pulex (common water flea)
Lineage: Eukaryota; Metazoa; Arthropoda; Branchiopoda; Diplostraca; Daphniidae
Gene: coro
Product: coronin-6-like
Exons: 9
Coding region: 485-2137 (550 amino acids)
Biological process (GO): actin filament organization
Molecular function (GO): actin filament binding
Source: RefSeq, a predicted model, not a curated record
GGCCACCUGAUUUUUAUUUUUUUGUAAAAGCAAAUGAUUGUUAACAAGCUUUGCGCAAUCUCGUAGUAUUAGAUUACCGUCUAAAUGAUCCCGAAAUUGUGUACGGCAGUUGCACAAGAAAAUGACAACUGGCAUUUUGAGUGAGUGAGCGAAGAGCAGCAGUUACGUGCACAAGCGGCGAGUGGAGCCAAAAGUGGGAGGGGAAAAUUUUCCCUACCUUAAAAGGCUAGGCGACUCAAAAGUUAAGUUAUUUUUCUCGCCAGAGAGCGCUGGGAUCGCCCAGCAGUUUUGUAUCGAAUCGCCCACACCGAAUUUCAAUCAAUUGACAUUCGGCUUUUUUUUCCCAAGUUUAUAUCCAAGUUAUUGCUUUAUAUUCCUCCUUUUUUUCCUUCUCUCUCCCCCUUUUUCUUUCCUUCCACUUCUUUGGUUUCAACUCUGCCCGCCGAAUUUCUGUUGACUCGAAAUCCUUGCACUUUCUUACAGGAUGUCUUUUCGUGCUGUUCGUGUUUCCAAGUUUAGGCAUGUCUACGGGCAGGCCAUGAAAAGAGACCAGUGCUAUGACAACAUCAGGGUGUCGAAAUCUUCUUGGGAUUCCACGUUCUGUGCUGUCAACCCAAAAUUCCUGGCCAUUAUUGUGGAAUCUGCAGGUGGUGGGGCGUUCAUUGUUCUACCGUUGGCCAAGGUGGGGAGAAUCAAUCCAGAUCAUCCACUAGUUGGCGGCCACAAAGGCCCUGUGUUAGACAUUGCCUGGUGUCCGCACAACGACAACGUGAUCGCUUCCGGCAGUGAAGAUUGUGUCGUCAAGGUAUGGCAAGUACCCGACCAUGGAUUAUCAAGAACGCUCACUGACCCAGUUGUGGAGUUGCUAUAUCAUCAGAGAAGAGUUGGCUUGGUUCUAUGGCAUCCAACCGCUCAAAACGUCCUUCUCACUGCGGGUUCAGAUAAUUUGGUAGUCAUAUGGAACGUGGGCACUGGCGAACCGACAGUUGUGAUUGACAGUCAUCCCGAUUUGGUCUAUUCGGCUUGUUGGAACUGGGAAGGCUCCAAAUUGCUCACCACUUGCAAGGAUAAGAAGAUUCGCAUCAUCGAUCCAAGGAAUGGGAAUGUUGACGAGGAGGCGAUUUGUCACGAAGGAUCGAAAGCUACACGUGCAAUUUACCUGCGAAAUGGAUUGGUCUUUACGACAGGCUUCUCCAAGAUGUCCGAGAGGCAGUAUUCAUUGCGAGCACCCGGUCAUUUGAACGAUCCCAUCGUCAUGGUUGAGUUGGAUACGUCGAACGGUGUCAUGUUUCCCCUUUACGAUGCCGACACCAACAUGGUUUACCUCUGCGGCAAGGGUGAUUCCGUGAUUCGAUACUUCGAAAUCACUCCAGAGCCUCCAUUCGUGCACUACAUCAAUACAUUUCAGACACCCGAUCCGCAGCGCGGUAUCGGUAUGAUGCCCAAACGCGGUGUGGACGUGACCUCGUGUGAAAUUACCCGCUUCUUCCGACUCAACAAUUCCGGCCUGUGCCAAGUCGUCUCGAUGACUGUACCGAGGAAAUCGGAGCUCUUCCAAGAAGAUUUAUACCCCGACACUCCUGGAGACGUGCCCGCGCUGUCGGCUGAAGAAUGGUUCGCCGGCAAAGAUGACAACCCGAUCCUUGUCUCCAUGAGAUCUGGUAGUCAAUUGUCGACUAAUAAACAGGAUUUAAAGGUCCAAAAGAAGCACAACGUGUUAAGCAAAAUGCCGCCGAGGAGUCCUUCGGGAUCCCAGUCGGCUAUUGCUGAUAGCCCUGACAGUGCGAAUCCUCAAGCACCUGCCUCUCCACCCAGUUCGGGAGUCCCCACAAAGGUGGUUGAAGAGCUCAUGGACGAGAUCCGGCGUCUAAAGUCCCUGUUAGUCAAGCACGAGAAGCGAAUCCGUGCACUGGAGGCCCGCGCCGCUUCAUCUCCCAGCGCCGAUUUGAACAAUUCGACGGGAUCAGCCAACACUUCGCUGGUUGCCGACUCGCCGCCCGCCACCACCGCCAACAACCCGCAACAGUCCGCCACUACGGGCGGCGGUCAGCACGAAAACAACCACGUCACUCACGACACCAAUGCCAACGUGGCCAAGACCAUCGCCGCCGAAGACAUGGCACCCGAUGAAGUCUGAACGCACCAACCGCAAGUAAAAAUUCAAAACAGCAAAAAACAAACCUAUCGUGCACACAUAUAACAACCUAACAAUUUAAAAGGCGAGCUUCGAUUUCAGUUGGCUCCGCUUUUACAAAAACCAACCCUACCCCUCUACCCCAAAUUACGCGCGAUGAUUAACGGCCAAUUAUAUUUGUAAUAUGCUUUUUUUUCCAAUCCUACCCACCCUCUAAUAUUUAUUCGUUUACAAUAAUUGGUUACUCUACUUUAUAUCACCUCCUAAUUUUUCCCAAUAACGUUUUUUUUUAACAAAAGAAAAAUGGCGAUAAAAGAAAAAAAACGAACAAGCAAAAAGAAGGAAAAGGGUCUCGAAAAAUUCGUGUAGCCGUCAUCGCUUAUUAUUACUUAUCAAUGAAAUCCCCCCUCUCCCAAUGUCCUACCCUUCUUAAUUACUAUCUACAAACAAAAACCUCCCUACCAAAAUUGUCAGUCUGCUAGGUACAAAAUCAUUUAAAAUUAAUUAUUAUUAUUAUUAUUAUUCGGUUCUCUCUAUUUUUCUCUAAAUAUUCUCUUUGACUUUCAAAAAAAAAACCAGAAAGUGAAAGAGUGAUGGAAAUAUUUUCCCCUUCCCUUGGAUGCCGCACAAGUUAAUAUUACCCCCCUUACAAUUGCACUUGCACAAAUUUUGAAACAGAGCCACAUUCUUCUCCCUGAUUAGGGAAACAUUUGAAACACUGAGAAAAAAAAGCUUGGAAGAAAAGACAAAAUGGCGAACCACCCAAAUUGUUUUCCCUCUUUAUGCCAGCGCAAAUAUCUUUAAAAAAAAACUACUCUGUAUAUUUUGGUGAAAAAUCAUCAUUGAUGUGUGUGGUGUUUUGAAUUAUUAUUUUUUUCCCCCUUCUCCACUUUGCAAAUUUUUUCGCUCUCUACUCCCCUACGCCUACGUUGAAAACCUAUUGUGUCUUGUCGCAACAUCGAUGCUCUCUUUAAAAACUUUUUUUUCAAAUUAAAAAGUGCCUUGGCGAAUCAACUGCACACACAAAAAUUAACAAUUUCAGCAUUAACAAUUUUCUCUUUGCAAAGGAACUCCUGGAAAAUCGCCUUUUUUUAAAAAAUCUUUGUUGUGUGCACAUAUUAAAAUAAUGAAAGAGCCUUAACACAAAACAAACACACACACUCGUGAUGUUGUUAAUUUAUUUUAAACGCAAUACGUUGAGAAAGAAAAAAAAAGCAAAUUUAACUCUUGAAUUGGAUUCAUUUUUGUCCUCAUCGUAAACAAACGCCUAAAAUUUUUACAAACACAAAAGGAAAAACUUUACUACUGUCAACUUGCGCACAUUUUUCCUUCGAAAUUAUUUCCUGGCUUGAUUACUCCAAAAUAAGAUUGUUGUUCGAGUGCUCUCUCUCUCUAUUUUCUAUUCUUAAUCUUAAUAAUUUUCUUUCCUUCCUUUUCUUCAUAUUAUUCUCUGUUGUGAAUGCGGCGAAUUCAAAAAGUGUACAAGAUGAAACAUAAAACCAUUUGCUGAAACCAUCAACAAAACAAAAAAUGAGAAAAAUA